This is a messenger RNA of Pantherophis guttatus, 2223 nucleotides long. Lineage: Eukaryota; Metazoa; Chordata; Lepidosauria; Squamata; Colubridae. The record is from RefSeq and is a predicted model, not a curated record.
UCUGAUGAAAUAACAUUCAGAAGAAAUACAUCAGAUGAACUGUUUGGUGAUUUAAUAUAUUAUAUGCACAACUACCAGCACAUCUUGGCUUUGGAAUUUGCAAUCAAAGAAAUCAAUGAGAAUUCCAGGAUCUUGCAAAACAUCACCCUCGGUAUCCAUAUCUCCAAUAGCUAUUACCUGCCAAAAUGGAUUUAUCUGGCUUCCAUGGAGCUUCUCUCUACAAAGGGAAGGUUCAUCCCCAACUACAAAUGUGACCUCAAGGACAAUGUAAUAUCUGUGAUUGCAGGACAUAAUGCUUUCAUUGCUCAGUUCAUGUCAAACAUUCUGAGCAAAUAUAAGAUCCCACAGCUCAUAUAUGGUUCUACUGCAGAGAUAGAUGACAACAUACAAGCCGCUUUCUUCCGUCAAUUAUUUCCAAAUGAAGACCUUCAAAUUAUGGGGCUGGUCCAAUUGUUGCUUCACUUCCAGUGGAAAUGGAUUGGGCUCAUUGUCCCAAACCCUGAAAACGGGAAGAGGUUCAUACAGAAUAGGCUUGAUAUAUUUUCUAAGAAUGGCAUCUGUUUUGAUUUCAUAGAAGAAUUGUCAAAGAACUCUGUUACCAAUGAUAUUGAAAUUCAACUGAAUGGUUAUGUUUUGCUGUAUAAGGCUAUUAUGAAAAGUACUACCAACGUUGUAAUCACAUAUGGUGAAAAUCAGAACAUGGCUAUUCUUAGAAUGUUGUCAUUUAUUUCAGAAUAUGAAGACACACAAAUGAAGAGAAAAGAUAAAGUUUGGGUCAUGCCAGCACAGAUGGAAUUCACAUCAAUCUCCUUUGUAAGAUAUAGGGCCGUGGAUUUCAUCCAUGGUGCCCUGUCGUUCACAGUUUCCUCAAAGGAAAUAUUAGGGUUUAAGAAAUUUGUUCAGAUGAGAAAGCCUUCUUCAGAAGAAGAGGACAGUUUGACAAGAGUGUUUUGGGAAAAUGCAUUUGAAUGUUCUUUCCCAAAUGCUGGGUUAGAUGAGGACAGUGACAAUCAAUGCACUGGUGAGGAGUCACUGGAGACCCUUCCUGACUCUGUGAUUGAAUCUAGUAUUACUGGGCAUAGUUAUAGCAUUUACAAUGCUGUCUAUGCAGUGGCCCAUGCUUUGCAAGCUAUGCUUUCAUCUAAGAGCAGAAAAAGAAGAAAUGCUUGGGAACUCAGUCAAGAGUCGUGGCAGGUACAACCCUUUUCUAUGUGCAAUCCUCCAUGCUCAUCAGGUUAUAGCAAAAUAAAAAUAGAAGGAAAGCCCUUUUGCUGCUAUGAUUGCCUUAAAUGUCCAGAAGGUAAAAUUUCAAACAAAACAGAUGCAGAUGACUGUUUCCCAUGUUCAGAAGAUCAGUACCCAAACAAAGCUCACAACCUUUGCAUUCCAAAACACAUCACAUUUUUGUCUCAUGAAGAGCCUCUGGGAAUUAGCCUGACAGCUAUUGCUUCCUUCUUUUCUUUCAUCUCAGUUAUGGUCCUGGGAAUCUUCAUUAAGCAUCAGGACACCCCCAUUGUCAAAGCCAACAACCGGAACCUCACCUACAUUCUUCUCAUUGCUCUCCUCCUCUCCUUCCUCUGCACUUUGCUCUUCAUUGGGCAACCAGAUCAGGUGAAAUGUCUCAUGCGACAAACUUUUUUUGGCAUCAUCUUCUCGGUAGCUCUUUCUUGUAUAUUGGGGAAAACAAUCAUAGUGGUCCUUGCUUUCAUGGCCACCAAGCCCGGAUCCAAAAUGAGGAAAUGGGUGGGGAAAAGGCUGGCCAACGCUAUAGUUCUUUCAUGCUCUUUAACACAAUUCUCCAUUUGUGCAGUGUGGUUGGCAAUUUCCCCCCCAUUCCCAGAUUCUGACAUGCAUUCCAUGGCUGAAGAAAUUGUCCUAGAAUGUAAAGAAGGUUCAACCACUUUGUUUUAUACUGUUCUUGGUUUUUUGGGAUUCUUGACUGCUGUCAGCUUUUCAGUUGCCUUCCUAGCUAGGAAAUUACCUGACAGCUUUAAUGAAGCCAAAUUUAUCACCUUCAGCAUGUUGGUCUUUUGUAAUGUCUGGAUAACGUUUGUUCCCACCUAUCUGAGCACCAAGGGAAAAUACAUGGUAGCUGUGGAGAUCUUUUCCAUUUUGGCUUCUGCAGCUGGAUUACUGGGUUGCAUCUUUUCCCCCAAAUGUUACAUUAUUAUUCUGAGGCCGGAUUUGAACAGAAAGGAACAGCUGACAAAGAAAUGAAACUAA